AUGUCCACCCCCUCCCACAGGUCCUCGCACUCCUUGAAAUCGUCGUUGAAGUUGAAGACCAAUCCAAACGCCUCUUCUCAUUUGCAUGAUUUGCCCAACAAAACACACUCCAAAUCCCUCUCCCUCUCCCACUUGCGUACUUCCUCCGCGUCCUCCAUCGACUCCGCAAGUACCACUUCGAGCACCGCUUCCAACAAGUCGGUGAGGUUUGCCGCGGAUCUCUGCAAGGUCAAGUCCUUCCAUAAAAACGAUAAACCAAUCAAUAUCUCGGAACAACAAUCUCCGAUACUCUUCAACAACCACAUCUCUUCCAUGGGCAAUCUGCUGUUGCUUCUGAACGACGACGACGACGACGACGACGACAACGACGACGAUGAUUUUUUCUACAACGAUUCCUUCGCACUAGACGAUACUUCGUUGUUGUUAACUUCGGAACGCUUCUUCCACCACCCCACUGCACAAUCACAUACCCCCAAACACAACAAAAACAUCUUCUUUUGGAAUGACGAUACAAAUAAUUCCUCCGAUUCCUCCUCCUCCUUCUCCGAUGAUUGUGAGUUUGUUGCUCCUGAUGACAAAUCCUCCUUGCCCGAACCACACCCUCAUUCCUCCUCCUUCAAUUUGAUUAAUACAAAACUUAUAUACUCAAACAUCCCUCCCACUUCUACUUCCAUUAUAGACCAAACCAAAAACAACAACAUCAAAUUAAACUCCUUGGAUUUCAACCCUCAUGCAAACACCAUCGAGGGCUCUAUAUAUCUACAGAAUUUGAAUUUCGAAAAAUUCGUCCAAAUUAAAUACACUUUCAACAACUGGAAUUCCAUAAAUUUCAUCACCGCUUUCUACAACAAACCUAUCCAACAAAAUAUCGACGAGUUCAAAUUCGUAAUAAACUUGAACUCCUUGAAAUAUCUCAUCAACAACCAGUUGCAAUUGAACAACAACAACUGCCAAGAGACCCAUCUACUAGAUAUCCAAUUUUGUUUGAAAUACGAUGUUUUGAACGAAACUUUUUAUGAUAAUAAUAAUUACAACAAUUACAAUAUCAAAAUCACUUUUCAAAAACAAUUCCAUUACAACAGACCGUCACAUACAAUUAAGAAAUUGGCCAAACCACUGGACCCAUCUGCGUCUGUCCCUUCCCCUUCCCCACCUCCUGUCGUGCUCCCUGCUGUGAAAACAGCUCACACUUCGGCUAGAAAGUUUAAUGAUAAUACUGAUUAUUUCAAUUCUUCGCCUUUGAAACAUUUGUACCAUUUUGAUUCUCAAAAGAAGAAUGAUUCUAGAAAGAAAAAGAAACAACAAAAUGUGGUGCAAGAGCAAGAGCAAGAGCAAGAGCAAGAGCAAGAGCAAGAGCAAGAGCAAGAGCAAGAGCAAGAGCAAGAGCAAGAGCAAGAGCAAGUGCAAACACAAGCGCAAGUGCAAACACAACCCCAUCCCCAACCCCAACCCCAACUUGUCUCCCCUCCCCCAGUCGUCGUGGUCCCCACUACUCCUCGCACCUCUUCGAAAUAUAGAUAUUCCGAUCUAAACAUUUCCACUUCUAUCAAUGGUUCUCCAACGGCAAAACAUCCUUCAUUCUCUUCUCUUUCCUCCACUUCCUCCUCCUCCUCUUCUUCCAGCACCUCAUCUUCCUCCUCAAGUGCCUCUUCCUAUUCUUCCGCAGAUUCCUCCUUCUUAAAGGAUCAUUCCACACUUUUUAUCCCCAGAUAUGAUCCAUUACACGUUCUCACUUCCAAAAAUCUUCAUUCCCAUCAAUCCAUUAUAAAUGAAACAAAUGAUGAUACUUCUCAAUUGUCAAGUGAUGACGAUGACGAUGAUGAUUUCCAUAGUAUAAUCACAGAUACCCCUUUGCUACCGGAUUCAUUCAUCUCAUCCACUUCUCCUCAUUUGAAAAAGAAAAUCACUACUACUAAUUUCACAAAACAUAACAAUUAUUCUGCAUACUCAAACUCAAAUGAUUCAAACGAUACUUUAGUAAUCUCUUCUUCUCCAAUCCCUCAGAUUUCAAACCCGUUCAACCAUCACCAUUCUCUUUCUCCUUCUCCUUCUCCAAACUUGUUCCCUCAAUUGUCACCUUCUCCUUCAAACACUCCAAACCCAUUCAUGUCCCCGACUUUAUCACCUUCUCCUACUCCGUUUGUCACUCCUUUGCAAAACAACAACCCUCAGACAAACUCAUUUACUAAAUUAAAAUUACCAACUCCAACUAACCUAAACAACAAUACAUCUAUAUCAAUAAACACUAGAAAAUUCAUUUCAAAUCCUUCAAAUAAAUUCGAUUAUAAAGCAUUUAUAAAUGAUUACAAGAAUUAUACUUCCAAGAAUUAUAACAAUAACAGCAACAACAACAACAACAACAGCAACAACACAAAAAAUUUUAUAACAACAUCAACUAAUUCAUGA
This is a messenger RNA of Henningerozyma blattae CBS 6284, 2406 nucleotides long. RefSeq lists its product as uncharacterized. Bases 1 to 2406 code for a protein of 801 amino acids. Gene Ontology annotation, biological process: regulation of glycogen biosynthetic process. The record is from RefSeq and is a predicted model, not a curated record. The transcript has a single exon. Lineage: Eukaryota; Fungi; Ascomycota; Saccharomycetes; Saccharomycetales; Saccharomycetaceae. Gene Ontology annotation, cellular component: protein phosphatase type 1 complex. Gene Ontology annotation, molecular function: protein phosphatase 1 binding; glycogen binding.